AUCUCCCCAACAAAAACCUUCAGGCUUCCACCUCGUAUCAAAUUCACUGUCUUUUUUUCUGUGAUGACAAUAACAAAAAAAAGAAAAAGAAAAAAAAAGAAACAAUUUGAUUUUGUGCAAAUAGAAGAAUUGUCUGAAAUAUUCCGCAUGAAUAAGCAAUUUGUGAGAUUCCCAGCAUUGCACCGCAGCAGCUCAGCCAAGCUAUGGGGACAAGCUCCUCUUUUCUAGGAUGUAAAUCAUUAUCUGCUGUUCAAGUUAAGAGGACCACCAAUAAGGUUUCACCCACAGCAACUAAGGUAUUUGGGGUUUCUCUUGUGCAAUGCAAAGUGAAAGACACAGAUUCCAUCCCCUUGGUGAUCAAAGACAUUGUUGAACAUCUCUCCAAGUUCGGUUUGAAACAUAAAGGGCUGUUUAGAAUCUGUGGCUCGGUGCAGAAAGUAAAGGUUCUGAAAGACAAGUACGAUAAAGGAGAGAAGGUGACACUCGAGAAGGAAGGUGACAUUGAUGCCAUAGCCGGUCUUCUUAAGGUUUUUCUGAAGGAGCUUCCAGAAGGUGUUGUACCAGAACAUAGUCACCAUUUCUUCAUCUUUGCUUAUAAAGCUCACAAAGACAAUCCAGACCAAUGUACGAAACAGCUAAAAGAGUUAAUUGCAAGUCUCCACCGAGCGCAUAGAAAUGUCCUGCUCUACAUUUGUACCUUCCUAAUCAGAGUGGCCUCCUACAGUGACAUGAACAGUAUGACCUUGGAAAACCUUUCUGUAGUGUUCGGGCCCAGUGUUUUCAGGGUCCCAUUCAGCAAGAACGUUCAUGAAGACCAGAUGCUGUGCAACGCUAUACUCCUGCAUGUGCUCAGGAACCAGGAGAGAAUAGCUGAGGGUUCAUUAAAUCCAGAAGUCUCCGGGAGACACACGCCAUCAAUACAAAACACGCAACCCAUCAGCCCUACCGAAGAAAUGCCUCAUAAUCGCAAUUCCUUUCGGAGUUCAUCGAAAAACACAUUCGGCCUGCAGGAGAACUCCUUCGGCAGCAGCAGUACGGCUGUCACUGAGACUGAAGGUGAAAGCAGCUCCCUACAUGAGGACCAAACUGUCUGUUCCAAACUCAGAGAUGAAAAUAAUAAAGAAAACUACCCAGAGAGAGUCCCAGACCUGGAGGACGGCGCCUCAUCAUCAUGGGAUGUUCCACCUCACUUGGAUAAGAAGAUGUUUGAUGGUCCAACCCGGCAUGGAGUUGGCAUUUUGCAAACCAAACAGCCCAAAUUCAAGAGUCAUGAAGGAAAUCAGGAAAGUGAGAAUGUAAUCCAAUGCCUUGCCGAGAGUUGGCCAACAAAGGGACUGGCGUCUCAUGAUCAUCCUCACCAUGUUCCCCUGAGAGGCGCAGCCGAGUAUCCGGCAAGAAACAGUCCUAUCAUGCGUGCGCAGCAAAAGGAGCCUGCCGAGCCACUGCAGUUCGUCACCGAGAAUCCUUUCCUCAAGCUGCAGGCCCCGGAGCCGGACCUGUGCCCUGCGUUCUUGCCAUGCCAGGAGGAGGUGGUCCGGGCUCAUUGCUCCAAGGAGACCCCCAGUCCUCUCGCCCAGUGCGUGCCCAGCGAUUGUGCCAAUCAUACAGAACCAGUAUCAGUCCAUUGGGACUCUCAGAGUGAUGCAGAUCAUGGGACAGAUGAUCACCGCAGCUUUGGGACGAGCCGGCUUUUGUUCCACAUCACUGAUGGAGAUAACCCCCUACUUUCCCCUCGCUGCUCCAUCUUCAGUCAAAGCCAGAGAUAUAACUUGGAUCCGGAGUCUGCCCCAUCUCCUCCAAGUACUCAGCCCUUCAUGAUGCCAAGGAGUUCCUCUAGAAGCAACUGUGAAGUCUCCAAGGAGCCCCUGACAGUUGUGCAGCUCACAAAGCAAAUCCAGAGCCUCAAGAGGAAGAUCAGAAAGUAUGAAGAGAAAUUUGAGCUGGAGAAAAAUUAUCGACCUUCCCACACUGACAAAACAUCCAAUCCUGAAGUCCUGAAAUGGAUGAAUGAUUUAGCCAAGGCUCGUAAACAGCUUAAAGAACUCAAGCUGAAAAUUUCUGAAGGCCAAAGUGUAGCAAGGGGUUUACAGAGCAGCAAGUUGGAGGAAGUCUGUGUCCCAUCCAUUGGGGUGGAACCGGCGGAGGCAUCAAGCGCAGCCCUGUGUUCCGUGGAGGAUACAGUAGAAACUGUAUGGAACCGACUGAAAGAGAAAAGGCAGUUGCUUAAUUUUCCUGAGACAUUUAAGGGUACAAAGCAGGAGCGAAGCCUUAUGAAGCCCCUCUAUGACAGAUAUCGGAUUAUCAAGCAGUUAUUAUCUACGGCAUCUCUGAUUCCAACUAUACACGAAGAGGAAGAUUCAGAUGAUGACUGUUCCCAGAGAGGCAAUGAGUACACUCUGGCUGCAGAGUCGGACAGUGCAGUAGAUGAAGCCUUUGUGUACUAUAGCGCAGAACUAGAACCUACCUUUGCCUCUACGCUGGAUGAUCGGCCAAUCAGGCAACCCGCCUUCUCCAUGUCCAACUUGCACGAGGCGUCCAUGUCGAAUUUCAAAUUCAUGCCUGAGCUCCUGGAUCAGCUUCGAGAGACCAGAGCCCAUAAGAAAAGGUUACGGAAAGCUUUAAGAGAAUUCGAAGAGCACUUUUUAAGACAGACUGGAAGGAGCGUGCAGAAAGAAGACCGGAUCCCUAUGGCGGAGGAUUACUGUGAAUACAAGCAGAUAAAGGCCAAGCUGCGAUUGUUAGAGGUCCUGAUCAGCAAGCAAGACGUCUCCAAAACAAUUUAGGGUCCUCGCACACCCCUCCUCGACCGGUCCUGUCCUCUUGUACAACACUGAUGUACUUGUGCACUUUAAUUGUUCCACACUACCUGGGAGAGUUCAUUAGCAGCAAACCCCCCCUCCGACUGCAACAGACAAGAGUCCUGAUGAAGGCAACAAUGUGCAAUAUGGAAUAUGUCUGUUUUUGUUCAUACUGACUACUUGCUGCCCGACUAUGUAACUUCCAAGCCAAAGGCUGUCAGAGAGUGCUGGGGGUUUGGCUGUAGGGUCCCCCGAUGCAGGUCCCAUAGCUGGGAUAUUCCUCCUCACUGACUUUGCUCUGCUGCACCUAGGGAUGCACUGAAUCCACUAUUUUGGAUUCGGCCGAACCCCAGAAACCAUCAUGGAAGAAUCGGCUGAAUACCGAACUGAAUCCGAAUCCUAAUUUGCAUAUGCAAAUUAGAAACGGGAAGUGAUAAGGAGUAGCGAUGGACAAAUAAAAUCACCAGGCGCAAAUUUGCUGUGAAUUUCCACGUUUCGCUGCUGGUGAAUACUAGGGAUGCACCGAAUCCUGGAUUUGGUUCGGGAUUCGGCCA
Molecule: messenger RNA, 3352 nt
Organism: Xenopus laevis (African clawed frog)
Lineage: Eukaryota; Metazoa; Chordata; Amphibia; Anura; Pipidae
Gene: fam13c.L
Product: protein FAM13C
Exons: 21
Coding region: 204-2783 (859 amino acids)
Source: RefSeq, a predicted model, not a curated record